GAGCGCCGGAGAAAGCCGAGACGGACCCCGGAAGCGCCGUCGUUACUGCCCGCCGUCUGUCAGAGCGAUGUGUCGCCGCUGCAGACACGGCUGCGUGGGAGCUGGAGUUUCGCUGAAACGGGACAUUAAGAUGUAUCACGAGGACGAAACAAACCAGGGACGUUAAAGGUGGUGACCUACAUGUCAGUCCACAUGUGUAUUUACUUCCCCGUGCUGGUCCAGGAGGUGUACAUCCCAGCAUGCUAUUGUGAAGAGGACACCCAUUAGAGCAGGAUGCAGUCUUCAAACCACCGACUGCGAGACAUGGAGCAGCACCACCCGCUGCUGUCGGCAGGUGCCGAUGUGGAGGCGGGGAGCCUGGCAGCCGGGGUGAUGGUCGGGAGUCCCCACGCGGGCCACACUGCUGGUAACCGCACACUGUGGUUCAUCCAGGACAGCUGUGGUAUGGUGUGUGCAGGCAUUACCUGGUUCCUGGUGCUCUACGCCGAGUUUGUGGUGAACUUCGUCAUGCUGCUUCCCGCCAAGAACUUCUGGUACUCCCUCCUGAACGGGGCCACCUUCAACUCCCUGGCUGUGCUCGCAUUGGCCUCCCACCUGCGGACCAUGUUGUCUGACCCGGGGGCAGUUCCUAAGGGUAACGCCACCAAGGAGUACAUGGAGAGCUUGCAGCUGAAGCCUGGUGAGGUCAUCUACAAGUGCCCCAAGUGCUGCAGUAUCAAGCCUGAGAGGGCACACCACUGCAGUAUUUGUAAAAGAUGUAUCCGGAAGAUGGAUCACCACUGUCCCUGGGUCAAUAACUGUGUUGGAGAAAAGAAUCAGAGAUUUUUUGUUCUUUUCACUAUGUACAUAGCCUUGAUUUCUGCCCAUGCCCUGGGCCUCAGUGGAAUGCACUUCUUCAACUGUGUUAAAGUCCAGUGGAAUGAGUGCAGUGAUUUCUCUCCAGGGGUUUCUGUGCUGCUCCUGAUCUUCCUCUGUCUCGAAGCCAUUCUCUUCCUCACUUUCACAGCCGUAAUGUUUGGUACGCAGAUCCACUCCAUCUGCAAUGACGAGACGGAGAUUGAACGUCUCAAAAAUGAGAAGCCCACGUGGGAGCGCCAAGUAAGAUGGGAAGGAAUGAAAUCCGUGUUUGGGAGUCCGCCUUCUUUGCUGUGGUGCAAUCCUUUCACAGGCUUGCGUCUGCGGCGCGUGCUGCUGUUGACCCACAGUCGCCGCGCCGGGUCUGAGUUUUCUGUCUGAGAACACGAAAGCCUGACCCAGCUCAUCGAAACUUGAACGUCUCUGAACUGAAGCAAGAUUUCUUGUAUUCCCUCCUUUGGCGUUGGGCUAAGAUGGACCCCUGCUGCCUGAGCCCGUCUUUCAUGUGGGGGUGACAGGGAGUCUGGCUGCUCCAGUGGGACCCCGGUGAAUCAAUCAACCGCCACUGAGAGUUGGUUUUCUCACUCCUACAUGCUGAUGUUGACCCAACACCUCUGGUCUGCACGAGUAUGCUGAACAAAUGGAAUAUUGUUUUUAAGUUGAGCAGGUUUUUGGUCCGUUUGUGUUUUUUAAUCAAAGCAUGCAGUAAGUAACACAAGUGAAUCUUUUAUUCCUUGUGAGUCCAUCCAGGGUGCUGUUUGAACACCACAUAUGCACCUUCGAUACCCAACUUCAGCAGUUUGUUUUUCGCUGCUGCGCACAUGAGAUUCAAGAUUUGAAUUUUUCGAGGGGAGAUCGGCGACAUAUCCUUCAUCAUCACUGGAGACCAGACAAGUGAAUCUAAAUGGGAAAGUGCUUGGAACUGUUGUUGUUGGACGCAGAUACGUGAAUCACGAGUGGAGCAACUACUCACACGGCACUUGAGAAAAUGCCUGGAUGUGGAACACAGAGGACUUCUGACAUUAAAAUGUGCUGCCUUGAUUUUUCUGUUUGACGGCUCAAUCAGUCGGUAUCUCAUCCUCAGACGAAUGAACAGGCUGCUGUGAACACAAGCCUCAUUCUUAUUCAAGAGGACUGAGUGGCCUUUCCUCUCUGUUCAUCUCCUUUUGUCACGGUUUUCCUGCCUUGGCCUGAAAUUGUUAUUCUUUUCAUGUUAGUCAAGCCAGUAUAGAUUAUUUUUAAACUGCUGAAGCUUCUGUAAUUUUCAUCAACGUGACCACUUCACAACAGACGACCAUGAUGACUACUGUUAUUCUGAAUACUCAUUUGAAUCAUCAUGCUGCUUAACGUCUCACUGUCUAGAAGUGAUUGGUGACCCACAGACCAAUCAUACGCCUCCCUGUGUGUGUAUGUUGUUUUUUUUUCUAUAACCAAGUGAUUCAGGUGAAACAACUUUGGCUGCUGAAAAGACCGAAUGUUAUCAAGUUUGAAUUUGUUUUAUUUCUGCAGUUUUGCUGUGUGUGGAAAGCUGGAGGCUUCUUCUGUGUUAAGUUGGAAUUCAUAUGCAAAGGAAAGUUUGGUAAGACUCCAUAGCAUUUAAACCCUGGAAAACAACCCUGCAGACCUCCUCAAGACAGAGCCAAGUCUCAGACGUGAGGGCUUUGCAUGCUCACUUGCCACCCAGUGGUGCAACAUUGUGAAAAGGAGAAUUUUAACAUACCAGUACGACCUCCUCUACGACCUCCUCUGGCUCAUUGUGAGCUCGUUCACAUCCACAGAGCCGAGCUCCAUUGUGCGACCAGCCUGUCGAGUAAUAAGGGAGCUGCUCUGCUGAAAGAGGCUGAGGUACUGGGCUCAUUAUACAGACUUUGUUACUGAACAAAGUCUCUGGGAGCUCGGCAGAUGCUUGUGAGGCCUUUUCCUCCUUGACUCCAGAAAUGUUGGGCCCGUAACUUCCUGUGGCAGGACAGUAGCAGAUACUUCCCUGGUGUUGCUAGGACACUCACUCCAUGCCUUCGAAAUCAUUGUCAAGUGAAUUUAUUAGCUUGAAAGAUUUAGUCGUUAUUGCCAUAUUUACAAAAGUAUUUUCUCACCCUGUGGCAACUAUGUCUCCUGUUUUUACUCUGCAUAAGUACUGGACUUUUGUUUGCACUGGAUGAAUGUGGCUUGUUUCAAAUCAAGAGUUCAAGAUUUAAACUCAAGGCGUGACUGUCGGGCUGGUAUUGUCAAAGUGUUGUUAAAGCUAGAGGCUCAUUUUUAUGUUGUGUUGGACAACGUACUGCUGUUUGUUCUCAUCUGUGGUUGUCAGGAGAAGAAACUCGAUCUCCACUGUUUACACUUAAUGAUGAUAUCUGACGCUCGGUGACCAUCAUGCUUUUAGACACGAGCUGUCUGUAAAACUGAAAUAUUUUGGGACUAUUGGACACCUCACUGAAAGCUAACUGACAUCAGGGGAUAUGCAUUAAUGCUGGCCUCUUAUUUCUAGUGUUUUUCUGCAAGACUGCAUCAAUUCAGCAAUCACUUUCCUGUUCAAACAAUGCCGUUCUGUGUCUGUAUUCAGCAUGGUUUCAUACAGCAAGGCCCAUACCCUAACAAACUCAGUUUGCUUUUUAUUGUAUGAGUAGGAAAGUGAAGUUAAGCCUGGCACACACAAAAACCAUAGGCAUUAGACAGAUUGUAUUGUAUUGUAAGGCUUCUCAGAAGACAUCGGGGAAAAAAUAUAUAAUUCCGUUUAGUUUUGCAGAUGCACCAAUAUCUUGCUUAUCAAGCUAUGGCUGUUAUGUAUAGAAAUAGUCUACAGGUAAUAAUGUUAAAGUGACAGUUGGAGCCGGUCAGAGGCCUGGAAGCCCAUAAACACAAAAUGUCUUUGCAGUACAAGUAAAUAUCUGAGGUCUGACCUGAGGGAACAGUGGCAGGAAUAACACACUGUUAGACUUUGGCUUGUAUUUGAAGGAAGGAACAGAACAUCAGAACUGAUUAUGGAUUGACAAAUAUUAUGUGUUGACUGGGUAUAAAUAUUUGACCGAGCUUGGUUGAUGUAUACGACUACUUCACGAUAGGAAAGUUCUAUUUCAUGACCAAACUCAGAUGGUACAAUCAUCAUGUCUUAAACUGGGAUUCUGUUACAGUUUUACAUUAAGCAAUAGAAUCGGUUGAAUUAUCAUUUUUUAAAGGGUUAUACCAGUAAAUGGGUUUUGAGCGAUUCUCCGCUGUGUCGUCUGACCAAGAAAAAACGUAAUCAUUAUGGGGAGAGAACUGUAUGAUGUGCGAGAACUGUGUGGUGUGCGAGAACUGUGUAAACUGAUACAACACUACUAUGUCAAAGGUUUUUCUCACACCAGUUGGGGAUUUGUGUUGAAAAUAUAGGAUGAAGAGAAUGUUGUGAUGUGUAGUAGUGAUUUUUAACUGGCUGGAUGUUUAAUGACGGAUUCAACAUUAACAUUGCCACGAAAGGUUGAGGAAGAUUUUAUUUCCUAGAACAUUUCUCCAAGAACAAAAGUCUUUCAGCUUUAUAAACAAAUUAUAAAAGUUCAUAUUAACAAUAUAUAUAAAUGGAAUGUUUUAUUCAAGCUUUUUUAAUUAAUGUGUCAUAAUGUCUUCUAUCUUUAAUGUCAUUCUUUUGCAUAUUAAACUUGAUUAAAGUCAAA
Scophthalmus maximus (turbot) is the source of this 4502-nucleotide messenger RNA. It is a transcript of the gene zdhhc7, whose product is annotated as zinc finger DHHC-type palmitoyltransferase 7. The transcript has 8 exons. Gene Ontology annotation, cellular component: Golgi apparatus; endoplasmic reticulum. Gene Ontology annotation, biological process: protein targeting to membrane; peptidyl-L-cysteine S-palmitoylation. NCBI's taxonomy places the organism in Eukaryota, Metazoa, Chordata, Actinopteri, Pleuronectiformes, Scophthalmidae. The coding region runs from base 274 to 1236 and encodes 320 amino acids. Gene Ontology annotation, molecular function: protein-cysteine S-palmitoyltransferase activity. The record is from RefSeq and is a predicted model, not a curated record.